AUGAAUAGGUCGGUACAGAAUAACCCCCCUUCGAGAAUUGUAUAUUUGGGUUCGAUACCUUAUGAUCAGACUGAAGAACAAAUUCUAGACUUGUGCCGCAAUGUAGGGCCCGUGGUCAACUUGAAGAUGAUGUUUGAUCCUCAGACAGGUAAAUCGAAAGGGUAUGCAUUCAUUGAAUAUAGGGAUUUGGAUUCGAGUGCUAGUGCAGUAAGAAACCUCAACGGAUAUCAACUGGGAAAUAGACUUUUGAAGUGUGGUUAUUACGGUGGAGGCGAUAUGGGCAAUAGUGCUGGGUCAGGCGGUACAGAAGAAGAAAAGGAAUCAUUUCCUGGUCUACCUCAAGGUGUUGAUGUCAAUAUUAACAUGACUACUCCUGCGAUGAUGAUAUCCAGCGAACUUUCCAAGAGAUCGAAACAAGAACAACUACAACUACUAAAAACAUUGCAGGACAUGGCACGCGACAACUCGGAACAGUUUACCUCUCUUUUAGAACAGUGUCCACAGCUCAGCUUUGUGGUCGCUGAGUUGCUUUUGACUAAUGGCAUAAGUACAGUAGACGACCUCACGCAACUUGCCGUUCAGCAUAAUCCAUCGAGCGCUACGCCCUCUCAGGAUCCCAAGAUACAAGAGCAACAGCGUGAUCUUUUAAGACAAGUGUUACAACUAGCUGACAGCGAAAUCGCAGUUCUUCCAGACGAUGAAAAAAUGUCUCUGUGGGACCUGAAGCAGAGGGCAAUGAGGGGGGAAUUCGGUGUUUUGUAA
Molecule: messenger RNA, 762 nt
Organism: Lachancea fermentati
Lineage: Eukaryota; Fungi; Ascomycota; Saccharomycetes; Saccharomycetales; Saccharomycetaceae
Source: the annotation of a GenBank genome assembly